GCACCUGCGCGUCGCCGGCCCCGACGCACUGAAUCGACGCCGCCCGGAGCUGGUCCGCUGGCCGCACGCAGGGGCGCAGGGCUCGCACCGGCCAGAGGGGCCGCGCUGAGGGGGCCCGGCGCUGCCCCUGCCCCUGGAGGCCGGGCGCGGAAGAGGCUAGUUUGACGCGCAGAGCGCAGGGAGAGUGUCCACGGCGGCCCAGGCCGGGUCCCGAGGUCAAAGGUCCCAAAGCCUGAAGCGUUAGCGGAGCGGGGCUCGCGAGUGGAGUCCUUCUCGCCGCCUGUACCGGGGGAGUCGUUUGCCGAAAGCGGGCCGCAAGGAGAAGCGUGGCUCCAGGGCCGCGGCCAACGAAAGAAGACACACGAGUUUCCGACCGAGCGGCUGUGUGGCGGGAGCAAGGCCGGCGUCCAAGAGAACAGUUAGGGCCCGAGCGUGCAGAGCGGCGGCGGAGGUCCUGGCUCUACUUCUUCUACCACCACAAGCUUCAGCAUGGCAGAAUCUCUCACCACUUUCUCUGAUCCGAGGACAGAAAUGAGCAUUCUGGAAAUCAACCAGUACUUGUGCUCCCAGCUGGAAAAAAAUGAACAGAACUUCCGAGACCUCAUGGAGAAAUUCCUCACAUCCAAAGCUACUGCUUACACCCUGGCCAACCAGCUGCAGAAAUACAAGUGUGAAGAGUACAAAGGCCUCAUCGAAUCCGUGCUGGAGGAAGAAGUACAGUUUGACAGGCAGCUGGCAGAGAAGAUGACACCAGCUGCAAGGCUUGGGAAAUAUGAUCCCCUAAUUCAGGCUCAGGCGCGAGAACUGACCCACUUACGACAGAGGAUACAGGAAGGGAAAGGUAUCUGUUAUCUUUUCAUUCAGCAUACAAAGAGCACGGUCAAGUCUUUUGAAGCCCUCUUCAGGAGCACUGGCAUUGCCCGCUACCAGGGACAGAGAUUCUGUGAACAACUGGCCCAAGGAAGCCAACUGGCAGAGAACCUUGCCAGCAAACUCACCACUGAAAAUCACAAUGAUAAGAAGGAUGAAGAUGGACAGGAGCCUCUGGCACCCAGGCUCAGGAGGGAGCUCCAGGAGGAAGAAGAGAAUGAAGUCUCGGAAGACUCACUAGGUGAACGGUAUUUGACUCAUUCCAGUCGCUGUGACUCUCACCAGCCUCCCAGCAGCAGUGCCUUCCCCUCUGAUGUGCAGGAAGCCAGCUCUGCUGCGGAAGUCACCGAAGAUGAGAUCCAGAGCCUGCACCAGCACCUGAAGGAAAUUAUUUUCAUCAAUGACUGCCUUCAAGAAAAGCUGGAACAUCAUCUCAGCAUUUCUGACCAAGGAAAUGGAUACACGUCUAACCUCAACAGGCAGAGCUUGGAGUCUGUUGCCCAGCUGUACAAUGAAAACAGAGGUAUCAGGGGGAAAAGUCUGAGCCUUUUGGCUCACCUGAAUCGUAUUUCCAGAGGUAAGAACUAAUAGUGGAAAUAUGAAAAGUUCUUAUUUCAACAAAGCUUAGUCAUAAAUAGUUCCCCCAUUGAUGAGAAAAGCUAAGACAACAAAACAGUGAAAUUCCCAAAUCUGAAAGCAAGAAACCUUCAUCUCUAAGAAUCAAAUUUCACAGCCACUCUAGAUUUUUACUCCAAAUGGAUAGUUUGAUUGCAGAAAUCACAGCUCUUCAGCCUGCAAAUUUGACAACUACGUAAGAGACACCAAUACCUAGAUUCACAGAUGAUCUUGAGAUGCCUAACCCUUUUCUCUCUCCACCCCCAUCCUGUGCAUAACUGGAGUCAGCAGCAGCUGGAAGAAAAUGUCAAGGACUUGGGUCAAGAAUAAGGCAGAAUAAUGUCAUGGCAGACUAUUCAGCUCUUCAGCACAUGUCCAUUUCCUUGAAGGAUGAAAGUUUAGAAUCUCAAAGAAUAAGGGUUAUUUUAUAUACAUUCUGUUGCCUGUCAUUUUUUUUUAACAAAUCAAAAUUACAAAGUUUUCUUUCUCCAGCUAACAACAGGAAACUCAAUAUGUCCACUAUAUUUAUAUCCCAGAGUGACAGCAACCAAGUCUGGGUGCAUCACUUCAUUCCAAAAUUAAAUGUUAUUGAACACCUGGUACUAAAUACAAAAACUACAUUGUGUCUCACACUCUGGGAACUGAGAUAACUCAGGCAGAAAAAUCUGCCUUCACAGGCAUCUGUAAACAGAGCAGCAGUCUCAUACAUGUCUACCUGUGGGGGACCCCAAAAAAGGAUGAUAGAAUCACUGCCAGAGAAGGAUCCUGAGAGUUUUUGUUCACUCUUGUACUUCUGUAUAGGUCUAGCAAAAGUUGCAUCCUAGAGGUCUCUGUUUAGAAUACACAGGGAGAAAUAGUAUAUCUACAGGAACUGGUAGGUUUCGGAUAACUCCACUCUCAUUUGGAGCUUUUUUCUGAAAAUAAUUUCUGAAAAUAACUACCCAUUGAUUUGUCUUUUGCAAUUAAAUAUAAAAGCCAGACAUCUUAUUCUGAAGCUUUGAAACAUAUAAAGUAGCCUCAAACUUAUCAGAUUUCCAGGCUUGAAGGCUGAUUAAUGUAAGAAGGACAAAUCCUGGAUGGCAGGAAAGGAUCCUUUGAUGGGUGUAUACAGCAAACUAGUGAUUUAACCUUUUCUUGUACUGGUAGGUAGUAUUGAGGACUGCCAUACCCUCCUGCAAGUGGGAGACACAUAAAAGGCCAAUUUUUAGUCCAGGACUCAGAUAGCUGUUCAGUGUCACAUAUUUUACAAUCAAUGUCCCUCAAAAUUAUUUACUUUGAAACAUUUCAAACCUCCAGAAAAGUUGGAAGAAUACAAUUAUCACCUUCAUUCUGUUCAUCUCAAUUCAACAAUUAACAUUCAUUUCUCCUUUUCUCUGUCUACAUAGACCCACACCUGCAUUCCUAUUACUUUAGUAAAUGCAAGCCCACUUCACCCCUAAAUACUUCAGCAUGUAUUUCCUGAUAUUAAGGGCAUUAUCCUAUAUAACCAUAAUACAAUUCAAUUAUCAAAUCUAAGGACAAUAUUAAAUCAAUAACAUCUAAUAUAUGCUGCGUAAAUUUUCCCAUUGUUUAAAAAAUGUCAUAGCUAUAUACACAUGUAUGUAUAUAGAUAGAGAUGCAUUUAAUAUCUGUGUCUAUAUCAUAUAUAUACGAGAGAGAUUAAGGAUUAAGAGUGUGUGUUGUGAUACCGAUAUUUCCC
Messenger RNA from Zalophus californianus (California sea lion), 3184 nucleotides. Its product is annotated as neuroblastoma breakpoint family member 6-like protein. The transcript is spliced from 9 exons. The record is from RefSeq and is a predicted model, not a curated record. Bases 490 to 1458 code for a protein of 322 amino acids. Lineage: Eukaryota; Metazoa; Chordata; Mammalia; Carnivora; Otariidae.